AAAUCCCACAGGCCCACCCUCGAGGCUCCCACACUGGCUGGGGCAAUGGAUGUGGACCCAGGCAGUGCUCUCUGGAGGGAUAAGGGGGGUCACUCAGACAUUGCAGGAGUCCCCAGGUGGGAGGGGCCAACCUGAGUUCGGGGUGAGUACAGGAGUGACGAGUACAUGGAGGACAAGUGGUCCAGGUAGUGGGAGUCUGCCUUGAUGGAAGGCCUUGACCACAGGAGUCUGGAAGGAUGUGAGGCCGGGGGCAGGCCCUCCAGUGUUGGACUAAGGGGCUGUGACCUUGUCCUGCGGGUGCUGGGGAGGAGCAGGGUCAGCUUGGGGGACCGGAGGCCCCCCCCACCCCGGGACGAUGGUCCAGGGCAGCACCGUCCAUCAGAAAUAUGAGCUGAGCCAUGUGUAUAAUUUCAAAUUUUGUAUGAGCCACAUUAAAAAAGUAAAAAGGAAACAGAUGAAAUUCACUUUCACCUUAUAUUUUAUUUAGCCAGCAGAAAUAAAUGUCAUCAUUUCAACAUUUAAGCAACUUCAGAUUGCUCAUGAGACAGUUUACAUCCUCCCUUUUUGUGCUGUCUUAAAAAUCCGGUGUGGGUUUCGCACUUGUGGCACCCCUCACCUUGGAUCAGUUGCAUCGCGAGUGCUCCCUAGUCACGUGUGGCUGAUGGCUCCUGUGUUGGACAGGGCAGGCCCGAGAGGAGAGACCGGGGCUAUGGGGACAGGGUGGGGACAAGGGAUGGGACCAGGGGCCUGAGGACAGGGCCUGGAGAUCUGGGUGGGGAGACGUCCUGGGGAAGUGGGGGGCCGGGGGCAAGACGUGGAGCUCAUCUGGGGUCAGGUGGAGAGGAGGGAUGGGGGUGGAGUCCAGGGCCUGGUGGACACACGGGGCUGGAUGCGGACGGCGACGUCAGCUAAGCCUCAGCCCCCUCUGUCCUGCUCUGCCCCGCAGGGCGCGGAUGGCGUCGGGGCGCCCCGAGGAGCUGUGGGAGGCCGUGGUGGGGGCUGCCGAGCGCUUCCGGGCCCGGACGGGCACAGAGCUGGUGCUGCUGACGGCUGCGCCGCCCCCGCCACCCCGCCCGGGCCCCUGUGCCUAUGCAGCCCACGGUCGGGGGGCCCUGGCCGAGGCUGCCCGCCGCUGCCUCCACGACAUCGCCCUGGCCCACCGGGCUGCCGCCGCCGCCCGGCCCCCUGUGCCCCCACCAGCACCGCAGCCGCCCAGCCCCGCACGGAGCCCACCCCGGCCUGCCCUGGCCAGGGAGGAAGACGAGGAGGAUGAGGAGGAGCCGACAGAGACAGAGACCUCUGGGGAGCCGCUGGGCAUCAGCGAUAACGGAGGACUCUUUGUGAUGGACGAGGACACCACGCUCCAGGACCUGCCCCCCUUCUGCGAGUCAGACCCUGAGAGCACGGACGACGGCAGCCUGAGCGAGGAGACCCCCGCUGGCCCCUCAGCCUACUCAGUGCCCCCAGCCUCGGCCCUGCCCACACAGCAGUAUGCCAAGUCCCUGCCCGUGUCCGUGCCCGUCUGGGCCUUCAAGGAAAAGAGGACAGAAGCUCGGUCAUCCGAUGAGGAGAACGGGCCGCCCUCCUCGCCGGACCUAGACCGUAUCGCGGCGAGCAUGCGCGCGCUGGUGCUGCGGGAGGCUGAGGACACGCAGGUCUUCGGGGACCUGCCCCGGCCACGGCUCAACACCAGCGACUUCCAGAAGCUGAAGCGGAAAUACUGAGGCCCUGGGAGCUUCCCGGACCGGCGUCCGCCCCACCCCACACUACACCCCUGCCCUGCCCCCGGGGCCCGCCAAUCCGAGUCAGUUCCCAGACCCGCCUCCCGGGCCACCAGGAUUGACUAGACCUUGCCAAUCCCCGCCGCCCUUCUAGUCCACGACCGCUCCCGCGCCGAUGAGCGGAGCCUGUACAGGUUCCCGAUUGGGUCUGUCUGCUCCCUGCCCAGCGACAGAUUCUUUCUAUUUAGGGAUUGUCUCGCUCCCGGAUCGGGGCGUGGCUAGUUGACCUGUUAGGUCUUUUUCUGCCUAGCAACAAGGGCUUUGCUCGCACGGCGUUGGCUCCGUUCCCGAAAGAGCACAGUCAAACUCCAGGAUUGGGCAGUGGCCUCCACCUCUGCAUAGGGAAUGGAGAGCUCCUUCAUUUGAUUGGCUCGAACACUGUAAAGGGCUUGACCAAUUUCCCGAGAGACCCAUCACCCUUCCUGAGUUCCCCCACCUGAUUGGCUCCGCUUCUGGGGGCGCGGCCAACCCUCUUCCUGUGCCCAGGAUUGGCCUGUGGCCUUAAAUUUACGGUCUUUACACUACUGGGGCUGGGGUCGUUUUUUGCCGCAGUCCUGACAAUUGUCCCUCUGGCCCCCUCAGGGAUGGCCCGAUCCUGUUCCUGCGUCUGACACUCUCUCAUUGGUUCCAUCCCACGACAGCCUGCCAAUCAAACCCGUCCUUCCCUCCAGGACGUUACCAGCUCCCGCCCCUCCCCCCACCCCCACAGGUGCCUUAAAGGGCCCUCGUCCACCCAAGGUUGGGGGCAGGGGGCCUCACUCUCCGGCCCUGGUGUGGGGGAGAGAGUGUGGGUUGGGGAUCGGGACUUGGGAGGGGCGCUCUGAGAUUAAAGAGUUUUACCUCUGA
Molecule: messenger RNA, 2627 nt
Organism: Hippopotamus amphibius kiboko
Lineage: Eukaryota; Metazoa; Chordata; Mammalia; Artiodactyla; Hippopotamidae
Gene: AKT1S1
Product: AKT1 substrate 1
Exons: 4
Coding region: 849-1724 (291 amino acids)
Biological process (GO): neurotrophin TRK receptor signaling pathway; negative regulation of TOR signaling; negative regulation of protein kinase activity
Cellular component (GO): cytoplasm
Source: RefSeq, a predicted model, not a curated record